UGCGCUCGAGGUCGGCACGAGCUUCACUUCUCUUCCGCGUUAACGACUAGCCGGCUGUUCGACCUUGACGGUACGAUGCCUCUUUUCUCGCUUAAAAUCUAAGGCGAGCGGGUACAAAUCCAACCACCUCUAAAGGCCGCAGCGGCGUUUCUCAACCCGUCUCGUCUCAUUGAAUGAUGACGUCCGAAACUGUACUUCGACCUGUCGCGUCCAGCAGCUGUAGGAGACGCGUCUGAGUCACCUGGCAGAAGAGGAACUGCGUUAUUCCUUUCGCGUAAAGGAACCCUGCACACGGCAUGGCGGCACCGAAGCCCAACAGACCACUCACGGACAUGCACAAAUGGAUGUCUACGGGCUCUCUGUUCCUCCCGUACGGCACAGCGGAGGACUACGCGCAAGCCGACGACGAUGCAGCUGACGGCAGAGCGUGCAACAUGGUUAACGCCGAUUCGCUGGACUUGGACACAUUCAAGGUAAACGAAGGCCUGUCCAAGUACAAGGAUGCCCUGAAGGUCCUCAUACCCGUCCGACCUAAAUCCAAAGACAAGCAUGAGAUGCCCACCAGCAAGGCGGGUCUGUUCUCGUUCAUCUCGCUUGUCUGGAUGACCAAGUUGAUGUGGAAGGCCUAUCGUCAGGGCAUCCACCAAGAGGACCUCUGGCAGAUGGCUCCCAGUGAAUCAUCCGAGGUCAACGUCAAGAGGCUCGAGCGGCUCUGGAAAGACGAGCAGCUACUGCAGGGAGAGAAUGCUCAGUUUUGGAGAGCAGCCGCCAGGUUCUGCAAGACGCGUGCCAUUGUUGCGGGCCUCUUCAUCUGUCUCGGCAUGACUUUUCAGUUCCUCGGCCCCGCUGUGCUGCUGCGUGCGAUUCUCUUGUACCUUGAGGAUGCUCACGCCAGCUUGAGCACAGGCCUGCUGCUUGCCUUCGGCCUUGUGGGGACUCAGCUGAUGCGUUCGGGAUGCCUGAGCAUGUCAUGGGUGAUUGGUGCACACACUGCUAUCAGACUUCAGGGAGCCCUGCAAUUGCUGUUGUACCGAAGAAUGCUGAAGGUUAGGGUAGAAGAAAAACAUUCGGGGCAGGUGAUCAACCACGUCACGAAUGACAUGGAGCGGAUAUUCGAUGCUGCCAUGAAUGGGACGUUGAUGUUGGGGACCCCGGUGAUGUUCCUUUUGACGCUAGUCUACAGCUGCUACCUUAUAGGGCCCUGGGCUUUCAUGGGCAACAUUGUGAUUUUGCUGUUCUACCCAAUCAUGGGUGGAAUCGCAGCUGUGAUAGCCAAGUUGCGGCGACUGGCUGUGAAGAGGGCCGACGAGCGGGUAGAGCUGAUGGCCGAGGUGGUGAACAAUAUCCGCCUCAUCAAGAUGUACGCUUGGGAGCAGCCCUUCGCCAGCAAGGUUCAUGAUGUACGGAAUGAGGAGCGCAAAGUGCUCAUGAAGGGCAACUUUCUGCAGUCGCUGUCGACGACUGUGACGCCUGUGAUCCUGAUAAUGGCAACGGUGACCACGUUGCUGGGAUAUGGGGCGACUGGCCACCAACUGCUGGCCUCCAAGGCCUUCACUCUGUUUGCGCUUUUCAAUGGCAUGGGCUUCUCUAUAGGAACCUUGCCCUAUGCCAUCAGAGCAGUUACGGAAGCCAAAGUAGCUCUGCAGAGAAUACAGGCGCUUCUAGAACUGGACGAUGCCAAAGUGUGGGUGAGGAAGAUCGAGGAGAAAGACAAGCGAUUUGCCGUGACGGUUUCGGACGCCUCGUUCACGUGGAACAGUGUGCAGUCCAACAAUAUCAAGAGUGUUGACAUCGUAAAGGACAGGUUUAAGGGUGUACCAAAUGCCAAGCGGGCGAGGCACAGAGGAGGAGCACAAGAGGCGUGCAAUGGGGAUGCGAACGAGAGGGUGCCAAUGACUGAAGCGAUUGCCGAACCCGAGGAGGCGUUGAGAGAUGUGACCUUGCACAUCAAGAAGGGGUCACUGAUUGGCAUUUGCGGUCGUGUGGGCGGUGGCAAGACUUCACUGCUGAAUGCGUUGUGUGGUGAGAUGAACUUACUGAAGGGAGAAAUGGAUGUCAAUGGAAGCAUUGCGAUUGUGACCCAGCAGGCCUGGAUUUUCAAUGCAACUAUUAGGGACAACAUUCUCUUCGGGUUGCCGUACUUGAAGUCAAGAUACGAUGCAGUUCUUGAAGCUUGCUGCCUCUUGCCCGACCUGGCAAUGUUUAGUUGUGCAGACCUCACAGAGAUUGGUGAGAAAGGGGCAACUCUGAGCGGGGGCCAGCGGCAGCGCAUCAACCUGGCACGGGCACUGUACAGCGACCGGGACAUCUUUCUGCUGGACGACCCGCUGUCGGCUGUGGAUUCGCGCGUGGCACGCCACUUGUUGGAGCACUGUAUCCUGGGUGCACUGCGGGAAAAGACGGUCUUCCUCGUCACCCACUCGAUGUCCGCCCUGGAGAAGUGCCAGCAGAUCCUGUACAUGCGCGGCGGCCGCAUCAUCGAGCGCGGCACGCACGCUGCCCUCGUCUCGUUCCCCGGCGAGUACCGCAAGAUGUUCCACAUGGAUGCGGCGGCCGCCAAGCUUCCCGUCGAGACCGGAGCCGGAGGUUGGUCUUCUGGCGAUGUGCCAAUGGUGGAUUCAGUCGACUCAAAGGAAGCGUUGGCUAGUGACAAGGAAACAGUGGACGGCAGCAUGGAAGGCAGCAGCCGACUGGUGAAGGACGAAGAGAAGGCAGUCGGGGGCCUGUCGAAGCGUGCCAUCUGGCUGUACGUUAGGGCUGCGGGCGGCCCCUGUGUGGUCAUCCUACUGGCCCUGGCCUUCCUGGUGUUCGUCUGCGCACAGAUGUUCGCCAACAUCUGGCUGCAGUACUGGGUCGACUCGAUGCAGGCCCGUAAACCUGCCUUUGCCAAUGAGACGUCCAUGCAGUCACCACUCACAGGUGUCUCGACUGCUCACAACCAGUCGUUUCACAAAAACUCUACGGAUGCGCCCGGCCACUCAGACAGCAUCUACUACAUUGCCUACGGUGUUGCUGUGCCCGUGAUGCUGUUUUGCGGCAUUGUAAAAGGAAUUGCGUGCACUGUGAUUUUGCUACGUGCCUCCAGCAAGCUUCACAACCACAUGCUCCAUGGUAUACUGCGAAGCCCAACAAGCUUCUUUGAUGUGACUCCAUCGGGUCGCAUCACCAACCGAUUUUCCAAGGACAUGGAUGAGAUGGACAUCCGGGUGCCGUUCUUCCUGGAGAUGGUGGUGCAGAGCCUGCUCUCAAUAGCGCUGCAGCUGAUCAUCUCGGUGUACGUGUACCAGGUGUUCUGCAUCGUGCUGGGCGCAGCUGUGGUUGUGUACCUCUUGCUGGACCGCUGGCUCAACGUUGGCGUGCGCGAGGUCAAGAAGCUGGACAACGUGGCCCGCUCAGCAGUGAUCGUGCACCUCUCCACCACCCUGCAGGGUGUCGCGGUCAUCCGAGUCUUCGGCUGCCACAAGUGGUUCACCAACAAGAUGUACGAGUUGGUGAACAAGCACUCUGUAGCGCACGUGGUGUUCCACUUGGCCUCUCGGUGGUUCACGUUGCGCAUGGAGUUUGUCGGCACCUGCAUGGUCGCGGCUGCAGCCUUCAUUGUGGUCAUCAUGCGGCAGAGCGUCAGCACCGGGCUUGCAGGCCUCAUGCUGGCCUCCGUCUUUUCUGUAUGCACUUUUAUACCUUUCAUUAUGAGGCUGAAGUCUGAACUGUCAGCCAGGCUUACUUCAAUGGAAAGAAUUCACGAGUACUGUCAGGAUCUGACUGAGGAGGCGCCCCAGCACGUGCAGAGCUGUGGAGAGAUGAAAGGCUGGCCCACCGAGGGGGACCUGCGCUUCGACAAGGUGUGCCUGCGUUACCGCGACGGGCUACCCCUGGUGCUGCAAAACAUCAGCUUCCACGCACGCGGCGGUCACAAAGUGGGCGUCGUCGGCCGCACUGGCGCAGGCAAAUCGUCCAUCCUGGUUGCGUUGAUGCGAAUGAAAGAGCUGGAAUCUGGGUGCAUCAUGCUGGAUGGUGUCGACAUCAGUUCUCUGGGGCUCCACGAGCUGCGUUCUUCGAUAGCUGUGAUCCCGCAGGAGCCUGUGCUCUUUCAGGGCACAGUCAGAUACAACUUGGAUCCUGCAAACAGGAAAAGUGACGCAGAGCUCUGGGAAGCCCUGGAAAGAGCACAUUUAAAGGCAAAGAUUGAAAAAGAAGACAAGCAACUUGAAAGUGUUGUGGAGAAGAAUGGAGACAACUUCUCCGUUGGCGAGCGACAGCUCCUGUGCCUGGCGAGAGCAAUGUUGCGGCACAACAAGCUUUUAGUCCUGGACGAAGCCACAGCAUCAGUGGAUGCCGAGACAGACCGGCUGAUCCAACAAACGGUGCAGGAGACCUUUGCAGACUGCACCGUUUUGACCAUAGCACACCGGCUGCACUCUGUUCUCAGUUGUGAUAUGGUGAUUGUGCUGGACGCAGGACAGGUUAUUGAAAUGGGCAGCCCUUUCACCCUUUCGAACGACACCAACACAGUAUUUUCGGCAAUGCUGAAGGCGUCUGGCAUCCAGGCACCGACGAGUGAAGUGCGCCACUGAAUGUGCACAGCCGUGCUGCAGCCUAGCUGCUGGACACUUCGGCGCUCCUGUGUGUUGUAGACGGGACCUCGUCAUCAUCGCGCGAGUCUUCUAAUUGUAGGAUCUAAUUUUUACGUCUUUUUCUUUCUUGUGUGCAUUUUUUUUUCCUGUUCGCGAUAUACAUCCAAUAUUUUUUUAGGACUUGCAGACUAUUACGAAUCUCCUUUGUUAGCUGUGCGCAAGGCGUCCAUAAAUCCACAUCUGCAUAGCUUUUCCUUUCAUUUGAAAUUUUUGCAUUUGUGCCAUGGAAGCUUUUGUGACGGCGCUGUUUUGAAAUGACUUUUUCCUCAGGGUAAGCACGGUUUACUUUCUCUAGGUGCAGAAUCGUGGUUGCUGGGCGAAUUGUUGGUUUAUAAUAUAACGAAAAUUUUUGUAUUCUCAGAGCGCACUGGUGCCCUGGGGUGAUUCUGCGGCCACAUUUUCUACAUUUCUUUGUCGUUUAAUGACUGCCUACUGUUGUGCUACAGGCAUAUUCCUUGUGAAAGUCAUCGUAGGUAAUUGCCGCCUACAACUGAGUAUAUUCAUUUGAGAUCUAAGUGAAUGUAAUCUAGGACUUUUGCAAUUGAUCGCUUAGAACAAGUUAGCCCCGAGUCGGGAUAAUGCAAUAAUUCUCUUCAAAUUAUUUUUGUUUUGCACUUCAUCAGUGGUUCGAGUGACGUACGCAUAUGUUACCACUUGCAUCAUAAUCGCAGUGAUGGCUGGAUGGUAAGAAAUGAAUAUAAUUGAAGGACAGGAUCUGUACAUUAUAUACCAGCCUUGGUGUUAGCUUAUGUUGCAGAUGCAUACUUUGAGACUUGCCUGCUAUGCAGGAACUUGUGUGUGAUGUCACACUGCAUGGUUUCCUUCGACGAUCAUUCAACGCUUGCAUUAGCUGCAAUCAUGCUCACAAUGUGUUCGCGCAUGCAAUUGUUUUGCACAAUGCACAACUGCCGUCGACACCUCGAUGCCUUUUCGUCGCGACGAGAGCGAGAGAUCUGCUGUUUGCAUUUUGCCUUAUUCCUUUUUGCGAGGCCACUGACACUUAGUAUUCGUGCCCUGCGAGAUUGUGCCUUAUUAGGUCACUUUGCCCGGCCACACGAAACUUAAAGGUCAUUUUUAUGUGUCACACUGCACCGGUUGGGUGGGGAAUACAAAGAUUUUAAGACACAACAAGCCUUGUAUGUGUGUGCCUUCGUGACUUACUUAGACUGGUGUUUUUUAACUGUAGUGUAAACUUUGCAAACUAUUGCAAAUAUACCAAUUACCAGUGGGUCGUGUGAAGGAAGCGACUCAUCGUUCUUAUUCCUCAUUUUGUUCCUACGUUUUACACCGGUAUAUGCACUUUUAGUAGCCUAUAUAUUUUGUUGCUCAAGUUGAGUUUCAUUUGUUUGAAAGGUUUAUACGUAGACCAGUGAAACUAAAAAGUUUAUACGUAGACCGGUGAAACAUUCGGUGAUACUUUUCCAUCAGUAUUAAUCCGCAUUUUAUAGUGCUGUCAACAGAAACCGCAGCAGGCCAACUGCUGUGGUUAGUCCCUCAUUUUGUGAUAACAUUAUGAGUGAAAUAUUUUUAGUGCCACAUUCUAUUUAUUCAGCUUACAUAUCAUUGUAUACAAAAGUUCUCUGCAUGCCGUUCUAUGUUGAAAAUCUGUUGAUGUUUCUCGGUGCCUCUGAGAAUAAUAAAGGCUCGUUGGACUUCACAACUGUU
Rhipicephalus sanguineus (brown dog tick) is the source of this 6299-nucleotide messenger RNA. Its product is annotated as ATP-binding cassette sub-family C member 5. Lineage: Eukaryota; Metazoa; Arthropoda; Arachnida; Ixodida; Ixodidae. Gene Ontology annotation, molecular function: ABC-type transporter activity; ATP binding; ATP hydrolysis activity. Gene Ontology annotation, biological process: transmembrane transport. The transcript has 29 exons. The record is from RefSeq and is a predicted model, not a curated record. Gene Ontology annotation, cellular component: membrane. Bases 297 to 4574 code for a protein of 1425 amino acids.